Physcomitrium patens is the source of this 5278-nucleotide messenger RNA. RefSeq lists its product as uncharacterized. NCBI's taxonomy places the organism in Eukaryota, Viridiplantae, Streptophyta, Bryopsida, Funariales, Funariaceae. The record is from RefSeq and is a predicted model, not a curated record.
CUGGACAUGCACACAACAAAAGCUUCCCCAGUUAUCGUGAUUAGACCCAUUCCCGAGGCUUACAUCACAUGCUACAGCCGUGGGCGAAGCCUUGUCUUCUUAUUUGUACAACAGCCAUUUGAUCUGCUGCUGGGGUUUCUGAGUGUUGCGCAAGGUCCUGUAUUAGUCAGCAUGAGCUUAGAAGUCGAAAGCAUAGCCGCCGUCCUCUCCCGAGUUGCGCCAUCCACCUUCUAGACUCCUUCGUUACUGUUGUUGUUUCGUCUUCUUCUUCUUUAUACAUAUUUUUCGAGUAAUCUGUGAGUGUGUGUAGCUUUCAGUAGAACUCCGAAGUGGUGUCUGCGGGGGAUUGAGUUAGUUGUCCAGAGGUGACGAAGAAGUCUUCUUGUGUUUGGGUUUUCCUUUCCUCUGUCGUGGCUAUUACUGUUCCUCUCGACCGCGUUCACAUGAAACAUGUGAUGGUUUCGUGACUGGAAACGUGUUUGUAACAGUUUGUUCUAGUGGACGCAUCGUGAUUGCUAGUCACUUCUGCUUCGUUUCUCGCUCGGUCUCUCGUUUCGCCGUCAUUUUAGUGCAGCUGGACACGUCGAGCCUCUCUGUUUAGCAUGUCAUCCUCACUACAUGAUUUGUUGUUGCCGGUUUCGUUGUCUGGCCGUGAUUCAUAAUCUACUUCUGGUUGCAAUUGUUAGAAUUAUUAUUUGUGCCGAUUUUGUGUUUGACUUCUACGAGAGUCGGAAGAUGUGUUAGAAGCCGCAUUGGGAAAAUGAAUACAGCAAUCUAGUGGGAAUAGGUGCAUUAGCCACGACAUACGAAGAAGAUGCGCGUUGUCGAGUUUGUGGCAGUGUUGAGGAGAGACGAGAUAAGGUGGAAGUUAUGGUGCAGCCAUGGCGUAGGGCUAGAUGUAGGAGAGUGAAAAUGCAGCUUGCGUUUAAGGCAGUUUGAGGCCGUGGCAGCUGCCAAUGGUUGUAGACAGGUAGUUCGUGGAUUUGCCUCAGUAAACGGAGUUGGUGACUAAGAAUCUGGUGCUCGAGAUCCGGAGAAGAUUUUAAUCUUUUUCUUUAUUGUCUUCUCUUUCCUCUGUUUCGAUCAGUAAAGAAGCUCCUCUUUUAAUUGGCUUUAGACUGCUGGAACUCAAUGCAACAUGGCCGUUUCACGAGAACCAGAGGAUGUUAUCAUUUCCAGAAACGGAUCAGUGCUUGGCAAGAAAACAAUCCUUAAGAGUGAUCACUUCCCUGGUUGUCAGAACAAGCGCUUACUGCCUCACGUGGAAGGAGCUCCCAAUUACAGACAGGUGGGAAACAAGCCAGUCUAUGGCGUGGCCAUUCCAACUGUUGAUGGCAUACGCAGAAUUCUAGAGCUGAUAGGAGCAAGUAAGUAUGGAUGCCAACGAGUCUUGUGGCACAACCUGCGGGAGGAACCGGUUAUUUAUGUCAAUGGUCGCCCAUUCGUCUUGAGAGAGGUGGAACGACCUUUUUCAAAUCUCGAGUAUACUGGAAUCAACAGACAAAGAGUUGAGCAGAUGGAAUCUCGCCUCAAGGAAGAUGUUCUACUGGAAGCAGCGAGGUAUGCCAACAAGAUCAUGGUUAGUGAUGAGCUUCCUGAUGGUCAGAUGAUAGAUCAAUGGGAGCCAGUGGGCCCAAACUCUAUUCAAACACCUUUUGAGGUUUACGAGAGUCUACAGGCAGAAGGUUACUUGGUCGAUUACGAGCGAAUUCCUAUCACGGAUGAAAAGUCACCGAAAGUGCGCGACUUUGACUCUCUGGUGCAGCGUCUUUCGCAAGUUGAAUUUGGCACCAAGCUGGUAUUCAACUGCCAAAUGGGCCGCGGUCGCACUACUACGGGCAUGGUCAUUGCUACUUUGAUUCAUUUUAAGCGCAUGGGGGCUUCAGGGCUUCCUCGGUCAAGUUCGAUGGGAACGAUUCAUGAGGCGAGGGAUGAAAUGGUAUAUGACGUACCAGACACCGAAGAGGCUCUGAGAAGAGGAGAAUAUGCUGUAAUUCGUAGUCUUAUCCGGGUAUUGGAGGGGGGAGUAGAAGGGAAACGUCAGGUCGAUAAAGUUAUUGAUAGCUGCUCAGCAAUGCAGAACUUGCGGGAGGCCAUUGCCAGUUAUCGAAGUAGUAUCGUGAGGCAAGCUGAUGAGAAAAAGCGGGCGGCAGGACUCUCAUUCUUUGUGGAGUAUUUAGAGCGAUACUACUUCCUCAUCUGCUUCGCUGUUUACAUUCACACCGACAAAACUUGCUUGGGCUCUACACACCGACCAGGUCAAGGCGGUUUUGAACAGUGGAUGCGCGAUCGGCCAGAGCUCUACAGCAUUCUUCGCAGGUUGCUGAGGCGGGAUCCAAUGGGUGCGUUAGGUUACAGUAACACCCCAGUGGGCACUAUCAAAAUGCCUUCAAAAGUUACAGAUGGGCGUCCCAGCAGGAUGGAAAAUGUCGUGGCCAGCAGGAAUGGAGAAGUUCUAGGGCGGCAGACAGUGCUCAAAAGUGACCACUGUCCUGGUUGUCAAAACCAGUUUCUUCCAGAGCUAUUGGAAGGUGCUCCUAAUUUUAGGGAGAUCGACUGCUUCCCCGUGUACGGCGUUGCGAAUCCAACAGUUCAAGGUAUUCAUGCUGUAUUGGAAAGAGUUAGCGAAGGUAGCAAUGAGCGACCUGUGCUAUGGCACAAUAUGAGGGAGGAGCCUGUGGUAUAUAUCAAUGGGAAGCCAUUCGUCCUGCGCGAAGUUGAGCGUCCCUACAAGAAUAUGCUUGAAUAUGAAGGCAUAGACACGGCAAGAGUGGAGCAGAUGGAAGCUCGAUUGAAGGAUGACAUUCUACGGGAAGCUGAGCGCUAUUCAGGUGCUAUAAUGGUAAAUCAUGAGACAGAGGACGGGCUCAUUUUUGAUGCGUGGGAGCCUGUUGGUCCGGGUGUUGUUCAGACACCCCUAGAAGUUUUUGAGUGCUUGAAAGCCGAAGGUGUCCGCGUCGAAUAUGGCAGGGUUCCUAUUACUGAUGGCAAAGCUCCUAAAAGUUCCGAUUUCAGUGCUCUCGCCGCUCGCAUUGCAGCUGCUCCUAGGGACACGGCCUUCGUCUUCAACUGUCAGAUGGGGCGAGGUCGCACUACAACUGGGAUGGUGACAGCGUGCCUGGUACUUUUGCGACUCGAGAUAGGAUUCCUACAGAGUACGCCUGGUUUACCCCUACAAAAGGUGGAACCAGAGAGCUGUUCAAGUAGUGGAGAGGAGGUAAACAUUGACACACAUGUGGAUAGGCCAGCGAACAGGUUUGAGGAUCAAAAUUGUGUAGCUGGAUUUGUGAUGGAUGAUAUUCCAAUUGUUCGGAAGAUAACGCGCCUUCUUGACAAUGGGGCUGCGUGUCGGGCGGCGUUGGAUGCUGUAAUUGACCAUUGCGAUGCUAUGCAAAAUUUGCGGCAAGCUGUUUUGCAUUAUCGACGGGCAUUCAAUGAUCAAAAGCUGGAGCAUUAUGCUCGCCGUGCAGCUUUGACCAGAGGUAUCGAGUAUCUGGAGCGAUACUUGAUGUUGAUCGGUUUCGCUGCUUAUUUGAACAGUGAUGCUUCUGAUGGUUACUGUCGAGGUGGUUCUGGAACAACUUUCAAGGCCUGGCUUCAUCGUCAUCCUGAAGUGAAGCAAAUGAAAUGGAGCAUGCGAUUAAGACCAACUCGUGUGUUUACUAUCAAUGAGAUGGAGUUCAAAACACAUGGGGAGAACAAUCUGGAAGAUUCUGUAAUGGAAGCUGUUGUGAAGUCGCGCAACGGGUCGAUAUUAGGAAAACAUUCUAUCCUCAAGAUGUAUUUUUUCCCUGGGCAGAAGACUACUUCAGAUCAUGUUCCGAUUACUGGUGCUCCUCAUGUUUGCAAGGUGGAGGGAUUUCCUGUGCACAGUAUGGCUACUCCCACCAUAGAAGGGGCCAAAGGUGUUUUAAGUCAUCUCUUAGCCGAACCAUCAUGUGGGAUGCAGCGUAAAGCUGUUGUGACGGAUUUACGCGAAGAAGUAGUGGUGUAUAUACAUGGUAAUCCAUUCGUUCUUCGCGAAGUUGAACAGCCUGCUAGCACCUUAAAACACGUUGGUGUGAAAGGUCAUGUGGUUGAACAAAUGGAGAGCAGGUUGAAGAACGACAUUAUUGCAGAAGCUGAGCGCACAGGAGGUCGAAUGCUUCUGCAUAAGGAGGAGUAUAACCCAAUUACUGGUCAUUCAGACAUCAUCGGUUAUUGGGAAGUCAUCAGUGCUGAGGAUGUUCAAACCCCUGCUGAGGUGUAUGCCGGUUUAAGACAAGAGGGAUACAAUGUUGACUACCAGCGUGUUCCCCUUACUAGGGAAAGGGCUGCUUUGGCUUCUGAUGUUGAUGUCAUUCACCAGCGCUUGGAUGAAGCUGGCCCUGGGGUGGAGUACUGUUUCAUAUCACAUACAGGAUUUGGAGGUAUCGCGUACGCAAUGUCUAUGACCUGCCUUAGGUUGCAAGCUGAACUGCAAUUGACCAGCUUAUCUGUAUCAUCCUCAAAGUCUGCUGACAUAAAUAGUCCUCAUUCAUUGGCAAACAAUAGGAUGGUCCCAAGGCCUGCCAAUGAUACGGAGGCCUUUCGACAGGGAGACUACCGUGAUAUUUCGAGCCUUACUCGAGUUUUGGCCAGUGGGCCAGCUAGUAAAACCGAAGUGGAUGUAGUCAUUGACCGAUGCGGUGGAGCUGGGCAUUUGCGAGAUGACAUUUUUGAGUACAAGGUUCAGUUGGAUAGCUUUUCUAAUGCAGAAGAUGAACGUAGAGAUUUUGUCCUUGAUAUGGGUAUCAAUGCCCUCAGGAGGUAUUUUUUCUUGAUAGCUUUCAGGUCGUAUCUUUUCAACAGGGUUGCUUUUCAUGGCAAUGCUUGCGCAGGCGAAACCUCAUUCAGUGCUUGGAUGAAAGCUCGGCCUGAGCUUGGUCACCUUUGUGAUAACCUCAAGCUCAAAUGAUAAUCUGUGAGCUUGCAGCUAUCUCCGUAUGGAAAAUAGUUUGGGGUAUCUGCACUUAUUGUUAAGGUGUGCUUGGUUUUAGGACUUGGUCCAAGUGUACAGCUUUUGUGUCUCUUAUUAGUUGAAACCAGGUUUCGCUGGUGCCUCCGUGAAGCAGAGAAUUCAUGUAAGCUAAGGAUAGAUUAUUCAAGAUUAUUAGUCAUAGUUUAUGUAUUAUUUGAAGCAAUCAAUUGCGUGGUUGUUAGUGUUUACUUCAACUCCAGUUCAUAUCUAAAAAGGUUGCUUAUUUCCAACAUUGUACACAUUCAGAAAAGAAUCCAGGUAUGAAUCCAUGUGUAAGAA